GUAGCCUACUAUCGCAGAGUCCCAACCACUGAAUGGGAAGCGUUACGAUUCAGCCAUAGACGCAAUCUCCUUUGUGGCUCAUUCUCAUCUUCUUUGGAAAUCAUCCGAAAGCUAUGUUUACUUUUAUUCCAAACACUUCAUUGCAGCAGUUAUUUUCUUCUACUCUUUGUCCCAAGAAAAAGCAUCGUUCUUCGUUAGGUUUUCACUAUUCUCGUGCUCAAACUGCAAAGGCUUCUCUUCAACCACUCUUAUGGGAACGUUGCAAGAAAGAUAUUGCCAAAGUACAGCAACUAUUUCAGAGUCUCCCCAUCGAUGGUCAACGUACUAUGCACACUGCUCUCGCUCUUGCACUUGCUUUUACUCUAUGUAUGCCAACAACAAGCCUUGCUUUAACAAGAUCAGAUAUUAGAUCCCUCACAUAUGAUCAAGUAAAAGGUACAGGUAUUGCUAGUCGAUGUCCAGAAGUGGAUACUGCAAAGGGUAUCAUCAAGUUGGAUAAGAACAAAAAAUACAAAUUGGUGGACCUGUGCCUGGAACCCAAAAGUUUCCAAGUCGAAGAAGAAUAUGUCACCAAAAGAGGUAAAGGAGAGUCUCGUCGCGAGUUUGUGGACGCAAAACUGGUUACCAGGGCGACCUACACUUUGUCUAAUAUUGAAGGAACGUUGAAUUUUGAAGAUAACGACUUGGUAUUUCGUGAACGAGAUGGUUUGGAUUAUGCAGCUUGUACGGUUCAAUUGCCUGGUGGAGAACGUGUUCCUUUUCUGUUUUCUAUCAAGAAAUUGGUCGCCAAAGCUGCCAACGUUGAUCAAGGCAUUAAUACUGCAACCGAAUUUGGUGGUCAAUUCAAAGUAACUGGAUAUCGUACUGGACUAUUCUUGGAUCCCAAAGGUCGAGGAGGAACUUCGGGUUAUGACAUGGCUGUUGCUCUACCAGCAAGGGAAGCGGAUGGAGCAGAAGGCCAAGAUGACUUGUUGAGAGAAAAUAACAAAACAUUCGAUGUUACAGAUGGUUCAAUAGAAAUGGCUGUAAACAAGCUGGAUCCAACUAGUGGUGAAAUUGCAGGCGUUUUCGUUUCUGAACAACUUUCCGAUACGGAUAUGGGAGCCAAGGAUCCUAAAAAAUUACUAUUGAAAGGUAUCUUUUAUGCUCGCGUAGUGGAAGAUGAUACCGCAGCUGAAUAGUUGUGGAACUAUUUCCAUCUGUUUCAGGGUUUCUUCUUCGUCAGUUGAUGAUAAAUAGUUGUUCAUGAUGGAGACUUUGUAUCGCAAACUAU
Messenger RNA from Galdieria sulphuraria, 1273 nucleotides. Its product is annotated as photosystem II PsbO protein. NCBI's taxonomy places the organism in Eukaryota, Rhodophyta, Bangiophyceae, Galdieriales, Galdieriaceae. Gene Ontology annotation, biological process: photosystem II assembly; photosystem II stabilization. Gene Ontology annotation, cellular component: photosystem II oxygen evolving complex. Gene Ontology annotation, molecular function: oxygen evolving activity. Bases 114 to 1181 code for a protein of 355 amino acids. The transcript has 2 exons. The record is from RefSeq and is a predicted model, not a curated record.